Molecule: messenger RNA, 990 nt
Organism: Lachnellula hyalina
Lineage: Eukaryota; Fungi; Ascomycota; Leotiomycetes; Helotiales; Lachnaceae
Product: putative oxidoreductase
Exons: 3
Coding region: 1-990 (329 amino acids)
Source: RefSeq, a predicted model, not a curated record
AUGGUGAAGUUCGACUUUUCCCCUGAGAGGGAUGUCCCAAGCCUCGCUGGAAAGGUUAUUCUCAUUACUGGAGGUGAGGCUCUUUCCCUUGCCCUUGCUCUUGCUCUUGCAUACGACACAACUGACAUCUUCCUUGCCUCAGGUACUGCCGGAAUUGGAGCUGAGACUAUCUUGCAACUUGCGCCGCAUAAUCCUACUCACAUCUACUUCACUGGACGUAAUGCAAAGGCCGCUGCAGCAGUUGAAGAGAAGGUCAAAGAGGUUGCGCCAGAUGCAAAGCUUACUUUUUUGAGCUGCGACCUAGCGUCCCUCUCGCACGUCAAGGCCGCAACUGACGAAUUCCUGGAAAUCAACAAAGAAGGGCGUCUCGACAUUCUGAUCUGCAACGCUGGGAUCAUGGCUCUGCCACCAGCACUGACCAAGGAUGGCUAUGAGAUUCAAUUUGGGACCAACCACCUCGGCCACGCCUUAAUUAUCAAGAAACUCCUCCCUAGUCUACUAAAGACUGACGGAGCUCGCCUCAUCAACCUCACCUCCCUAGGUUUUAUACUUCACCCAAAAGGCGGAAUCAUCUUCAAGGACUUGAAGACUACGCAGGAUACGGGCUUCAUGGGCUCAUGGACUCGCUAUGCUCAGAGCAAGCUUGCCAACAUCGUAAGCAGCUUUUUGGCCAGGGUCAUCAAACUUUCAUACAACAUCGAUGCUAACACUUUUAUCUUGAAGGUCUAUACUCGUGAGCUCGCUCGCCGAUAUCCUGCCAUCACCACCGUCGCUAUUCAUCCCGGAAUCACGACCGGUGGCUAUCUGACCGCAGCACAAGGAGCAUACAAUGAGGUCUGGGCUGCUACGGCCGAUGCAGCUAAGGUUAAGAGUGGCGAGAUGUAUGAGCCUGUUGGAGUUCUGACCAAGCAGCUCAACAAUGAUGCUAAGAGCGAUGAGCUGGCUGAGAAGCUUUGGACUUGGACGGAGGAGCAACUAGAAGCCUUUUAA